Molecule: messenger RNA, 824 nt
Organism: Owenia fusiformis
Lineage: Eukaryota; Metazoa; Annelida; Polychaeta; Sabellida; Oweniidae
Source: the annotation of a GenBank genome assembly
AUUAUACAGGCCAUGGUGUUAUACAGAUCACUUCUGCACUCAAGACUUUUGCGAUGUUGCUAAUCUUGGGACUUGUCAUGAUAUAUAUAACAAUUGUGCUGAUUUGUUGACUGAAGAAUACUGUGAUUCUGAUGAGGGUUUAUAUGGCUGCAAGAAAUCAUGUUCUUUGUGUACAUUGGGAGUGACAGAAAGAGCUUUCAUCAAUCCAAGUAUUGAUAUAGAAGAUCCCAAUGCUUAUACAAUCGACCCAAUCCCAGCUAGUGGAACCUAUAAAGAUGGAGACAAAGUCAGAUUUCUCUGUAGUGAGACAAAUGGGGAAGAAAUCACCAACCUACAAGUAUUUGGGUUUGACGAACGUGAAGCUUUGACAGACGGUACAUGGAGUGGAAGGAAAGUGAUAUGUGGAGUUUGUCCAGCUGGAUGGUAUGAAUUCAAUGGAAAUUGUUAUGCAGUAUUCACUGAGUCACUCAAUUUCUUGGAUGCAGCAGCUAAAUGUAAUGAUUUUAAUGCUGAUUUAGUUAGUCUUCUAAGCCAUGAAGAACAUGUCUAUGUGUAUGAAUUAGCAGAAAGCCAUGGAGUAAGUGAUCUUUGGAUAGGUCUAACAGAGGAUGUUGGCGAGUACAACACAUAUCCAAGAUUCAAGUGGUUGGAUGGGAAUCCAUCUGCAUACCUAAGGUGGUGGUAUCGUAAUAAGCCAAAUAAUGGAGGGAGUAACGGUAAUGAAGAUUGCACAGCCGUUCUUCAAAAUCAAAAACGUGGGAGAUAUUGGGAUGAUAAGAACUGCAAUACUACUAUGGGAUUUAUAUGCAAACGAAUGGCUGAGG